UGCCACCCCACCCCCAACGCACAGGGCCAGUCGCCAGCUCUGGCCUCGUCUCCUGAUGUCUGUGUCCUUCUGUCUCAGGAGGUGGCAACCUUGGCCGCCCACUGGAACCUCUACAUCAACCUAGGAGGCUUCUUUGUGGGUCUCUUCUCCGUGACGCUCUUUGGGCCGUGGAGUGACAGCGUGGGGCGCCGGCCAGCACUUGUUCUGCCUGCGGUGGGCAUGGCCUUGCAGGCCGCCAUCUAUCUCUUUGUCAUGUACCUGAGGCUGCACGUUGGCUACUUCCUGCUUGGGCGCAUCCUGUGUGGCCUCCUGGGAGACUACAACCUGAUCCUGGCCAGCUGCUUUGCCUAUGCGGCCGACAUCAGUGACCAGCGUUCCCGUACGUUCCGCGUGGCCAUCCUGGAGGCGUGCCUGGGUGUGGCAGGCAUGCUGGCCAGCCUCAUCGGAGGGCAGUGGCGCAAAGCUCAGGGCUACAUCAAUCCCUUCUGGCUAGUGUUUGCUGUCAGUCUUACCACUGCCCUCUAUGCUGCUCUGUGUCUCCAGGAGUCGGUGAAGGAGAGGAAACCAGCCAAGCUGUUCACCCUCCGUCACUACGUGUCUGUGUACAGGCUGUAUGCAGCCCCAGGGCACCAGAGCUCCAGGCAGAAACUUGCUCUCUACUCUCUGGCUUUCUUUCUCAUUGUCACCAUUCACUUUGGAGCCAGAGAACUCUUUGUCCUGUACGAACUCAGCUCCCCCCUCUGCUGGGGCUCAGAUCUCAUAGGCUAUGGCUCAGCGGCGAGUUACCUGGCUUACCUGAGCAGCUUGGCAGGGCUGCGGGCACUGCAGCUGUGCCUUGAAGACACCUGGGUGGCAGAGUUAGGGUUGCUUUCCAACAUCUCAGGCUUGGUUGUGAUUUCACUUGCUUCUACAACUCCGCUGAUGUUCACAGGCUAUGGCAUCCUGUUUCUUUCCAUGGCAGCCACUCCAGUGAUCCGGGCCAAGCUGUCCAAACUGGUGGAUGAGAAAGAUCAGGGUGCUCUUUUUGCCUCUGUUGCCUGCGUUGAAGGACUCUGCUCACUUGUGGCCACAGGAGUGUUCAACUCCCUCUACCCUGCGAGCCUGCACUUCAUGAAGGGUUUCCCCUUUCUCUUUGGCGCAAUGGUGCUGCUUGUUCCAGCUGCUGUGAUUGGGUGGCUAGAAGUCUCAGACAUGGCACCCGAAUACGGUCACUUUACCGACGCUUCUUGAGCCCCCGUGUGGCUUCACCAAAAGAGCUUGCCUUGUGUCACGGCGCAGGCUGUUCAGGGAGUGGCUGCUGCUUCUGCUGGGAAGAUUGGACCCAACAAAGAGCUCUAUGGGUCUUGCUGAUUUCAAGUCCCAAGUACCUGGAAAUCAUGGCUUUAAUCAGCCAGUAGACACAUGGCCCAGCCAGCAGAAUAGCUCCUUGUGGUCCUGCCCAAGCAAACACAAGCAAUUUUACAAAUAAAGGAGUAGAAGUA
Molecule: messenger RNA, 1481 nt
Organism: Pelodiscus sinensis (Chinese soft-shelled turtle)
Lineage: Eukaryota; Metazoa; Chordata; Testudines; Trionychidae
Source: RefSeq, a predicted model, not a curated record